Gavialis gangeticus (Gharial) is the source of this 2398-nucleotide messenger RNA. RefSeq names its product synaptotagmin 13 (gene SYT13). Gene Ontology annotation, biological process: regulation of dopamine secretion; regulation of calcium ion-dependent exocytosis; calcium-ion regulated exocytosis. Bases 363 to 1658 code for a protein of 431 amino acids. Lineage: Eukaryota; Metazoa; Chordata; Crocodylia; Gavialidae. The record is from RefSeq and is a predicted model, not a curated record. Gene Ontology annotation, molecular function: clathrin binding; syntaxin binding; calcium-dependent phospholipid binding. The transcript is spliced from 6 exons.
CACACAUCAGACUUUCCCCAGUGGAGCUGGAGAUCAAGCUUUGUUGAAAACUGCCUGUUUGCUGCCUUAGAGGGAUUACAGACACUAUAAACACUGUUUCCUCUGCUUUCCUCUACCUGAUCUGGAGCAUAAGCCAGAAUCAUCUGCAGGUGAGAGAGGCUGUCUCAUUGCCUAGCAAAGCUGGAAUAAUCUAUUUCUGUCCUUUAGUCACUUCUUUUCCCUGCUGCUACAGGAAAUCUUUUUUGUUCUUCAGAAGAGAAUGAAACCAAGCUAAACACUGAAAGCGAACAACUGUGAUAUACCACACUUGAGAAGCAGCAGAAUUGCCUGAUUCUUGUGUUAUUUUUGUGUAGCCCAGGACAAUGGUUUUGUCUGCUCCAGUAAUAGCUCUGGGAGCCACUCUGGGGACUGCUACUAGCAUCCUUGCCCUUUGUGGUCUCACCUGCUUUUGCAAAAGCAGGCAACCUAGGAAAGGACUCUCAGGAAAGGACCAAGAUGAGAACCUGGAAAAUGCUAAGCCCAGCGUGCUUCAGCCAGUCCAGCAGUUCAAUAUUAAGAAGACUGCAGAACCUGUCCAGCCUCGGACCCUCCUGCAAUUUCCCAACAUCUAUGGACCAAAGCCAGUAGUGACUUCCCCAGAAGUUGUCAACUACACAGAUUAUGCCUUGAAGACAACUGAAGAACCAACUAAAGGAAAACACACUGUUUUGGAUGAGAACAGGAUGAAGAUACAAGUCAACGAGGAGUUAUUUGUUCUCCCUCAAAAUGUUCCAGGUGUGGUAAAGGAUGUGUGUGUCACAGAGCACCUGAAUCCUGAGAGAGCAGCCAGCUGUAACCAGGUCCCCGAGCUCCACUAUUCCCUUGGCUACGACCGACAGAAAGCUGAGCUGUGUGUGGCAUUUCUGGAGGCUAUGCAUGGAAGUAUGAUAGGGGACCAGGACCCUGGCAGUCACUGCUACAUAUUGGGCACUGUGGUGAGUAAGUCAGGCAUCACCGAAGCCCAGACAGAGCUGAAGAAGAAAGCACUUCACACCAUUUGGGAAGAAGCUCUGCUGUUUCCAGUAGCCGAGGAAGAGAUGCCAGAGGGGACACUGACUCUUACUUUGAGGACCUGUGAUAAGUUCUCUAGGCACAGCAUUGUUGGGGAACUUAAACUGAGCCUGGCUGAGGUGGGGGAACCCUUUGGAACAGCCCAGUGGGAGAAACUGAAGACCCUGGAGAAGGUGCCAUCUACAGGCUAUGGGGAGGUUCUUCUUUCUAUCAGCUAUCUGCCAGCAGCAAACCGGCUGCUAGUUGUGAUCAUAAAGGCCAAGAAUCUCCAUUCCAAACAGUUGAAAGAUCUCCUGGGAAAUGAUGUGUUUGUCAAGGUGACACUGAAGCAUCAGUCUGUGAAGCUGAAGAAGAAGCAGACAAAACAUGCAAAGCACAAAAUCAACCCUGUCUGGAAUGAGAUGAUCAUGUUUGAGGUGCCUCAUGAGCUGUUGCGCGUCUCGACUGUGGAGCUGGAGAUGAUGACCCAGGAGGGCGGAGGGCCGAACCAGUCACUGGGCAAGUGCAGUCUAGGUCUGCAUGCUACCGGCACAGAGAAGAACCACUGGGAAGAGAUGCUGAGGAACCCCAGGAGGCAGAUAGCCAUGUGGCAUCAACUUCACAUGUAGCCAUGCAGUUGUCACUGAGCAACCUGCUGUCAGGUCUUUGAGCCCGAAGGAAUAAGAUGAGUUGUAUUUUGUCUUGCAGGAACGUGAACCACUCCAAUGCACAAAAAAGUGAAUUACAGCACUCUGUGUUACUGACACUGUCUUCUCCCCUUCCCGCCAACAAGAAUACUCUCAAGCUAGAUCAGGGAAAGUCUGGGGAUAAUCCUUCAUUAGUUCCUAGAGAUAGAUGGCCUGGAGCAAGUAAUCUUCUAUCUUCUACAGGGACAGGAUCUCAUGUUGGCAAGUUGAUGGGUAUUGGCAGAUAGGCUGGCAUAGGUGUUCCACUUUCCAGAAGGCUUAAAAAGUAGUUUUAGUUGUCUGUUUAUCUAUGAUAAAUUCUGGUCUUCUCUGUCUUGCUUUCCUUGGAAGACUCUGCCUGACUGAAGACCUAGAAGAUGCAUAGCAAAGAUUUUGCAUAUGGAUAUGGACAUGAAACCUGAUUUAGUAAACAGGGAAGUGAGUUAUAUUCAUAUUGUUCAAAGCACUCUUAUCUUUUUAUAGACAUUUUUAAUCUGAGCAGCUGACAAGCAGGUUAGGAGAAAGCUUCCUUUUUAAAGACUCUCAACACUUCCAUCCUUUCAGUUUAGGGCAAGAGAGCACCCAUGUUGCAUGUCUGAGUCUGCUACAGGGACCUCCAGCAAAACAGGAAACAACUGACCAACAUUUUUAAAGUAAAAAAUAAAUGUGGAAAUUUCUAUUCA